GGUUGCCAAGAUCAAUGUUGUUAGUUCUUUAAAAAACGAUGUUUUGUAGUGUUUUUAGAGCAAAAAAGUUUUAUAAUAAUAUAUAUAGUUGAGAAAUGGUUAUUGUAUAUAGAGUAUAUAGAGUUAUGGUGUAAAUAAUUGGAUUUUACGUGGUGAAAUGGAAUCAGAGAAUUAUUCCACUGCCUAUCUCCUAAACGAAGAUGAAUUUCCGGAUAAUUUUUCAGUCGAACAUAUUUUUACCCCAGUUGAUUCAUCUGAUUGGAGAAAUGACAACUUUCCAGUAUUGUUGACAAACUCUUUGGAAGAAGAAAACACAGCUAAAAUUACUGAAACAUUUGUGCCAAACGAGAACUUAUUAUUGACUGACGCAGAUGAAGAUAUACUUUUACAAUUAAACAAUGAUAUUUCUACAAAAAAAUCGGAGAUAAUCGAUAAUACACCUUUUAUUACAUAUACACAAGAAUCAAUUGAAAAUAACGAAAAUUUAAUAGUAACUGAAGGUAGUGACGAUAUUCUUUUAAACAUAGACGAUGACACAACUACACCAGUUCAACAAGAAGUACAAAAUGUCAAGAACAAUACUUACUUAACAUGUAAUUCGAUAUUAAAAAAAGAACAUGCUAAAAAAUCUUCAUCAAAUGCAAAUACCCCUAUUGUGCACUUGGUGGACAAUAGGGGUAAUAUUUUAAGCCUCAAUAAGUCUAUGUUGAUAAUACCCCCAAAAAAUAAUGAUAACAAAUCAAAAGAACUGAAUUAUAAAGAUUUUUAUUCAGAAAUUAAUGCUUACCGAUGUAAAAUAUGCAAGUUUUUGUGUGAAACUGUUAAUGAUAUUAAGGUUCACAUACUUGAAAAGCACUCAGAAAAAAUGUUGCCCGUAAAUCCAAAAAACCUUAGCCCCAAAACUAUGUCAAUUUUAAACACAAACAACACCAAUAAAAAAACAACGUUUUUAUGCAGUGUUUGCAGGACCGGAUGUCCAAGCAAAGAAGAACUAAGAAUACACAUGAUAAAUAUACACAAUCUGUCGGACUCGAAAAAGGAAGAAAACGAUUCUGAACAAUCAAAUAAUACAGAAAAAAAAAUAGUUAAAACCGUUCGAAGUAUAUCGGAGUCACUGGUGAAAAAACAGCAAAAAUCUCUCAAAAGAGUUAAAUGUACAAUUAAAGGUUGCGAUUCGAGAUUUGCAAAGGAAGAAAUUCGUAAAAGACACGAGGCCUGUCACGUAGACGGUAACAAAAAACAAUUUCAGUGCUCUGAAUGUCAGGAAAAGUUUUCCAUAUGGCGAAUAUGCAGCAGUCAUAUGUGGAAGUGCCAUAAAAUUGAUAUGGGCGUGUUGAUUUGUCCUAUGUGUAAUGAUUUUAAAACUGUCAACACUGCUAUUCUCAAAGCCCACAUGGCAAUACACAACGAUGAAAAACCGUUUUUAUGUAGCGAAUGCGGUAAAAGUUUUAAACAGAUUUCACAACUUAAAAAUCAUGAAGUUACUCACAAAAGAGGGACAGUUAAUUUGCCAAAUUGGUCGACAAUGAAACAAUGCGAAAUUUGCGACAGAGUGUUUGUAAAUAACAAAUCUUACACAAAACAUGUUAAAUUUGUCCAUGAGAAAAUUAAACCUUAUAUUUGUAGUAUUUGUGGGCAUAAAACUUCAACAAAAGCCAUGCUAGAAUUGCAUCACAGGCAACAUACAGGUGCUAAACCUUAUGAAUGCAAAAUGUGUUCAUACAAAACUGGAGAUCACAAUUCUUUGAGGAGGCACAAAAUGCGGCAUUUUGGGGGUGUUCAGUACAACUGCCCUUAUUGCGACUAUUCGUCGAUACAAAGUGCAGCUUUUAAGAGCCAUUUGAGCUCCAGACACCCUGAUAAAGAAGGUACCCUAAAAUGCGACCAUUGCAAGUACUCCACGUUAAAUUUCCCAGCGUUUUUGUCGCACCUAAAAUGCCACCAGGUGGUGUUGAACACCACAACUAGUCAAGAAGAUAAAGGUGGAAUUCUACUGAACACAGUUAUAAUAACCACUAAUGACACCACUGUAAACCAAUCAAAUAAGACUGAUAAUGCAUUAGAUAUUGAGGAUGAUGAAACUCAAAACUGCUUUUUAAAUAUGGACACUACGGAAGAUGCAAUUGACACAGGCGGAAUAACAAUUCCAGCCGGACUAGAACUGCCACUAGAACUUAACGUUUCCUAGACUUUUUUGUUUUUUUUAUUUUUGUAAAUAGUUGUUCAUAUUGAGUAAAGAAAUAUUUUUCUA
Messenger RNA from Brassicogethes aeneus, 2251 nucleotides. The record is from the annotation of a GenBank genome assembly. Lineage: Eukaryota; Metazoa; Arthropoda; Insecta; Coleoptera; Nitidulidae.